This is a messenger RNA of Hypomesus transpacificus, 2501 nucleotides long. RefSeq names its product casein kinase 2, alpha prime polypeptide b (gene csnk2a2b). Gene Ontology annotation, cellular component: cytosol; protein kinase CK2 complex; nucleus. The transcript has 12 exons. Gene Ontology annotation, molecular function: ATP binding; protein serine/threonine kinase activity. The coding region runs from base 874 to 1926 and encodes 350 amino acids. Gene Ontology annotation, biological process: protein phosphorylation; regulation of chromosome separation. The record is from RefSeq and is a predicted model, not a curated record. Lineage: Eukaryota; Metazoa; Chordata; Actinopteri; Osmeriformes; Osmeridae.
UUUCCGGGUGGCUGUUCCAUGGCAAUCCGGUUCCCUGCGGUUCGGAAUAAGGACCGGGGGGGUUUCUAAAAGAAAACCCCAAAAACCCGAUCUCCGCCGGAUUUUGAAGGGAUUUCGAGGUGGUUUUCAUCGCGCUUGCUUAUGCCACGCGCCCCAGCGAGGGUGCACCGCACCGCACUCAUCGGUGGUGCGAUUUCUCAGAGAUAGCAUGAUAGCUAGCUAACUACAUCGAUUUCUACUCCACCCCCUCUCCAACCGGUGAUAGCGACCAGUCAGUAUGCCGUUUAGUAAAAAGGGGUGAACCGUUAUAACUCCAACUACUUCUUAAUGAUUGGGGUUUUCUAAAGACCCCCCCCGCGCUGGAAUACGGUUGAUUUGACUCGGAUGUAUUCGCGUAGGAACUCAUUGCGUCGGAUUCGGGAUUUCAGGCCCAAUAUAGGAAGCAAUAUUUUGAUUCCUUAACACCAGAAUCGUCGCAUCUUUGCCCAGUUUUGGGGAAUUUUUCCUACGAUGUUCUAAACUUUUAAUAUAAGCUAAGUAAUAAGGCCAUUUUGUUAUUUCACCUCGUCUACCUCAAAACACCUUCUCCCCUCCCCCUCGUCUUAAGUCCGGCUAUAUCUGACGGUUCCUCUCCCCCCUCGUUCAUCCAGAACCUUGAAGCCCCAGUCGGUUUAGCUGCUUCUGACAAUCCGUGCGACAGGCACUGCUAAUUGUUAGCUGUCUGCAGCGCAAUUGGUUAUCUUUUAAGCUGUAAAGUAGGCUAGCGGGACGUCAUACGACCAGUGGAAGGUCUGAGCUGUUUCUGUUGCCUGCAUAGCUAAAGAGCUCAGUGGCAAUCGCAUCCUCCACACAGACCGAGCUCCGGUGCUCGCAAUGCCGGGCCCGGCGGCCGGUAGUAAAUCUCGGGUGUACGCCGAUGUCAACACUCUGAAGAGCAGGGAAUAUUGGGACUAUGAGGCCCACGUGCCCAGCUGGAGUAACCAGGAGGACUACCAGUUGGUGCGCAAGCUGGGCAGGGGGAAGUACAGCGAGGUGUUUGAAGCUAUCAACAUCAACAACAAUGAGAAGGUGGUGGUGAAGAUCCUCAAGCCUGUCAAGAAAAAGAAGAUCAAACGUGAAAUCAAGAUCCUGGAGAACCUAAGAGGAGGAACCAACAUCAUCCGAUUGGUCGACACAGUCAAGGACCCUGUGUCCCGAACGCCUGCGCUUGUCUUUGAAUGCAUCAAUAACACAGAUUUUAAGGAGCUCUACCAGAAGUUAACAGAUUUUGAUAUACGUUUUUACAUGUAUGAACUGCUGAAGGCUCUGGACUACUGCCACAGUAUGGGGAUCAUGCACCGUGACGUCAAACCUCACAAUGUGAUGAUCGACCACCAGAUGAGGAAGCUGCGUCUGAUAGACUGGGGCCUAGCGGAGUUCUACCAUCCUGCCCAGGAGUACAACGUCAGGGUGGCAUCUCGAUACUUCAAAGGUCCUGAACUACUGGUGGACUACCAGAUGUAUGACUACAGUCUGGACAUGUGGAGCCUGGGCUGUAUGCUGGCCAGCAUGAUCUUCAGGAAAGAGCCUUUCUUCCACGGCCAAGACAACUACGACCAGCUGGUCCGCAUUGCCAAAGUGCUGGGGACCGACGAGCUGUUUGGAUACCUGCGCAAAUACCACAUCGAACUGGACCCUCGCUUCAAGGACUUGUUAGGACAGCAGAGCAGGAAGCGCUGGGAGCAGUUUGUCCAGACUGAGAACCAGCACCUGGUGAGUCCAGAGGCCCUGGACCUGCUGGACAAGCUGCUGCGCUACGACCACCAGCAGAGGCUGACGGCCACGGAAGCCAUGGAGCACCCCUACUUCUACCCCGUGGUAAAGGAGCAGUCUUUGUCCAAUUCUGAUGGCAACAUGGUGUCCACUGGAUCAACUACAGCUCGAUGAGAACUGGUGGAUGUUGGGUACCUCGUCUCUCAACCCCUCUGUGGCAGAAACCUCUACAAGUGUACAGUGACUGUGGAUCAAAGCAAUGCCAACCAGUAACACACACACACAUGCACGCACACACAUACACACACACACACACACCCACUCCUUCUCUGUGUCAGUCUCUGCGGUUGGCUGGCCCCAGCUGUGUGUGAAGCAGCCAGACCCAAUGAGACUCAUUUGAUACCGUCACUGCUGCCUUCCUGCCCUAUCCCUCCCUCCUCUCCCUCACACUCCCUUUCUCAGUAGGUAAACAGAAGCCCCCCCUCCCCCCUCUUGUUAAUCUAAGCAUGGAGAAUGAAAAGGAGUGCCAGACUGCCCCCCUUCCUCCCCCUCCCCCCGCCCCCCCGGCUGUCUGUCUACCAGUCCAGUAGCCUGUCCCUGACAGACCUCAGGUCUGUCUCCAUUCUGCUGUUGUAUUCCUGACAUGGUGGACCUCUCUGCUCCAGCUAGAACGACCACGACGACGAUGACGACGACGCCGAUGAUGACAAUAAUAUUAAUGGAAAUAAAAUGAUUUUUAUUUAGAUGAA